AUGGUAUCCAUUCCCCGUGAGGUUGCUGGCGCAGCCUUAAUCGCUCCGUCUUAUCAUAUCACUGUCAAGGCGCUCGAUGAUAAAUCAUACUUCAGCAACGUCCGCGCAGUCGAACAAGCCAUGCCGGAUCUUCUUGCACACCAACAUCGGCUGCCUCACACUGUGUUCAGUGACUACAUAUACCGCGUGCGACUAUUGAAGCUCAGUGAGGCUGCAGCCGAGAACGAAGAUGAAACCAUAAACGCCGCCAGGGACAUCCGGAACCUAGCACGGCAACGAGCGCGCGCUCGCAACACAGACGAGUACGGUGUUCAGAAGGUGAAAAGCUUCGAAAUCUUUUGCAUUGUGCACAAGUGUGGAGUGCAAUGGUCGAAAGACCAUGGCUGGUACGACCCAAAGAUCAAGAGGAAGAGGUGA
Parastagonospora nodorum SN15 is the source of this 417-nucleotide messenger RNA. RefSeq lists its product as hypothetical. The record is from RefSeq and is a predicted model, not a curated record. The coding region runs from base 1 to 417 and encodes 138 amino acids. The transcript has 3 exons. NCBI's taxonomy places the organism in Eukaryota, Fungi, Ascomycota, Dothideomycetes, Pleosporales, Phaeosphaeriaceae.